Closterium sp. Naga37s-1 is the source of this 1788-nucleotide messenger RNA. The record is from the annotation of a GenBank genome assembly. Lineage: Eukaryota; Viridiplantae; Streptophyta; Zygnematophyceae; Desmidiales; Closteriaceae.
AUGCCGCGCUGUAAGUAUUCCAACGUUCGUGCAUUUUGCCAACCGAAUCGCCUCGUUCCCUUCCUCCCUUCGCACCCGCAGUGGUUUCUCUCGGGCAGAAUAAAGGCGCCGCAGCAGGAGGCUCGGCCGGGCCCCGAGCCGGAGCGUCCGGUUGACGUGUUGCUCCUUUCAACACCCGCUCCACCCGCAGUAGAAGCACCAGAAGCAGCAGCAGCAGCAGGUGAGGCAGCAGGGGGAGGGGAAGGCGCCAGCGCCGCCCCUCCUCCAGCCAGCACCGCUCCCCAGGUGCGCCUGCUGCUCUCCUUCCCCGCCUGGCAGGGCUGCCUGCAGGGCGAGGGGUGCGCAGCGGUGCAGAGCGGUAGCCAAUGCAGGGAGGGGGAUGGGGGUGAAAGGGAUGGGGACGCGGGGCAGGGGAGCGAGGAGGGCAGGGAGGCAGGAGGGUUAGGAGGAGAGGGGCAGAGGGGUUUAUCAGAGGGGGCGUGGGGUUUGGCGGAUCCUAGUUUGGAUGGUGCGUGCUGCUCGCUCUCCCUCAUUCCCCACCGGCCCAGUGCUGCUGAUGUCACUCCAGGAGAAGACAGGGAACAAGGAGAGCAGGGGAAGCAUGGGGAGCAGGGGGAGGAGGAGGAGGAGGAGGAGGAGGAGCAGGGCGAGCAGGCGGGCAGGCAGGCGUGGAUGCUCGUAUCUGUGUCACACAAUGGGCUGCUCUGCUUGCGAGAGGUGGCGCUGGUGCCUAAGGGGGGUAGAGGGGAACCUGAGAGGGUGGGGGGGGAGAGGGGGAGUGGGAGGGAUGAAGAGUUGGAGGAAGGGGAGGAGUUGGAGGAAGGGGAGGAGGUGAGUGAGGGAGAGGAGGAGGGGGAAGAGGGGCAAGAUGAGGGUGCGGAAUGGGCGGCAGAGCAGCGGCUGGUGCGGCGGUUUGUGGCGAUUGCACCGCGCAAGCCGUCGAAAAAGAAGAGGAAGCUGCAGGGCGGUGCCACCGUGGCUGUUGGCGGGCAGCUCCUCCAAAGGCCCCCCUCCCGAGCCCAUAUGCCGCUCCCAAGCCCAUACGGUGUGGUGGCGCCGAAGCACGUGACAGCGGUGUGCCACGUCAGCGCAUGCCACCCGGCACGCCUCGUCACCGCCUGCCAGGACAACUCGCUGCGAAUCUUCGACCUCCUCUUGCAGCCGCGCCCCCUCAGAGUCGUCUCUCUCGGCUCUGUGCCGAUUCGAUCACUCGCUGCUGUGUGGAGCAAGGGUGGUGGGGAGGAGUGCAGUGCGGUGACAGUCGGAACGGGCAUGGGGGAGAUGAAGCUGGUGGAUCUGACCCACGGUCGCAUCGCUGGAGUAUUCAAGGGCGAGUGUGCGGGCUCCAUUCGUUCACUCACCAUGCACCCAUCGCUGCCUCUUGUAGCCUCAUGCGGCCUUGACCGCUACCUGCGCAUACACCACCUACACUCUCGCCGCCUUGUUGCCAAGGUGUUUCUGAAGCAGCCACUCAACUUCCUUUGCUUCCUGCCAGAAGGGGCGGCCACUGGGGCAGUUGCAUCAGGGUCCACAGUCUCCAAGCGCAAGCUCACAGAUGUGACUAUAGCGGGCGGAGAUACAGAAGUAGCAGUGGAAGCACCAGCAGGGGCAGCAAGGGCAGCAGCAACGGGAAGAUCCCAGUCCGCACCAGCACAGGGUGGGGAGAGUAAGGUUGUGGCGACUCGCAGCAGUGCACCAGGCAGGGGGUUUGGAAGGGCACCCAGCGAGGCUGGGAGGAAGGUGAUGAACGGUGCUGGUGGUAGCAAGCGCAGCAAGCAGGCAGCUUGA